CGGGGUUUUCAAUCACAAUUUCAGUCGCACUUUUGAAGAGCUACAGCAAUAUACUACAAGGAAAACUACCGAGGACAUAAAUAGAGAAAAAGUUGGAUAUUAAAUAAAAUAAUAUCAUACACUUGAGAAAAUAACAGAAAAUAACAGCAGUGUUCAAUAUCAGACUACGUGAAAGAAAAAAAGUCAACGUAAACAAGAGCUCAAGCCAGGAUGUCUUUGACGGUCAAGGCGUUUCUGAAGAAAGAAGGCAAGUGGGACGGGGAGAUCCGACGGUUUCAGAUUCCCGCCGACGUGUCGUCCAGCUUCGACUACUUGGCGAGGAAACUGUGUGAGAUCUUCCCCUCACUCAGGCCCGGCAACUUCUCCCUCUACUGGAAAGAUGACGACGGGGACCACGUGUCUUUUUCUACGGACGAGGAGCUGCUGGAGGCCCUGGGGUUUGUCUCCGAUUCCUUAUUCAAGGUCUACAUCGACAGCAAAGACAGACCGACAAGCGGACAAGAUAAUGAUGCGCCGGUCCACCGGGGCGUGGUAUGUGACGGCUGUCAGAUUGGACCAAUUGUGGGACCGCGCUACAAGUGUAUGGUCUGUCCCGAUUACGACCUAUGUCGGGGCUGCGAGGGGGCCGGACUGCACGUUGAGCACGAUAUGAUCAAGAUCACCCAGCCCGCGUCCUUCCCCGGUUUCCCGGGAUUCCCGUGCGGGAGACCCAUGGGACCGAUGGGGCCAGGACCCAACGGAGGAUUUGCGCCACCCCCGCACCUCCGCCGCUGGAUGCAGCGAUUCAUGAAGAGGUGGCAUAACCGUCACGCUCCCGGCUUCGAGGGAGGGGCCUCAGACCAGGAUGGAAAAGCCGAUGAGAAGAUGGAGGAUACACCUGAAGGGCAGCAACAGGACUCCGGGGAAUCAAGCGGCGAUGAGUUCCUCCGGAAUAUUGGAGAAUCCGUUGCUAAGAUGCUAGAUCCGUUUGGCAUUGAUGUUGAUAUCGAGGUGGAAAAAAAUGAGCAACAGGGCGAAAAAGAAACAGAUGACGGGGAGGGUGGGUCCCCAUGCCGCGGAAAGAAAGGGAAACGUUGUGGGGGCGGACGAGGAGGUGGUCGUGGGGGAUGCGGUAGGCGUGGACCUCCCUAUGGUGGCCCAGGACCAUGGGGUAUGUGGGGAUGGGGUACCAUGCCCGGCGGGCCCGGUGGCUGUCCGUUUGGGCCCGGAGGCCCAGAAAUGAGGCCCGGUUGUGGCAAACAUCGCCAUGGAAAUAAGGGGCAAGAUAAGCCGGCGGAAGCUACGACCAACCAGGCCGCAUCUAAUGAUUCCCAGGUUCCACUGGCCUCAGAGAAACCAGUGAACCUCAUGGAUUUCGUGGUUGACAGUGAGAAGACUGCUCCACCUCAGAGGCCAAAGUCCCCCGUUCGCAUGGACGUCGAGAACGGCAAAAACCAACCGGACGACCAGACCUGGACCAUUCUAAACCCAGAGAACGGACAGCCUAAGCCUCAGACGGAGCAGUCCGCACAGACCGGAAGUCAGUCGGGUCCCUCAGGUCUACCCACUGGUUCACAAGGACCCAUCUACCCACCGUCAGAUCCAAAAAUCGUGGACGCCCUGACACAGAUGACAAAUAUGGGGUUCAGCGAUGAGGGUGGCUGGCUGACGCGCCUCCUCGAGGCCAAGAACGGGGACAUCAUCCAAGUGCUUGACGCCGUUAGGCCCCAGCAACGUCCGCGCUAGGCGCCGGACACAUGGCCUACUGCGCAUGUGACAAAUAUAAAAUACCACGCUGUGCAGACAACAACAGCAGACCAUUAGUUUUUCUUGUUAAUGAAAUGACAUUAUAUUGAAGUGUAUCAAAUCUUUGCGUUUUGAUUAUUUUUCAGAGUUGUUUUAAAUGUUUAAUAUAAUUACAAAAUGAGUUGUAUUUGCAUAAAACCUUUAUCCUCAUGCAUUUUACAACAUGUAAUUGUUUUGGAAAUAAUAUUAUCUUAAUUGGAUGAAAUAUAAUGUACAUGUUUUUAAAAUAUUUAAAAAGGUGUAUUGUCUAAAAACGAAUUUGUAUAAACCUCCUGAAAGCAGAAAUUAUUGUUUUCAAAUGCAAAAAUGUGUUCCUCUUUGUCGGACCAUAAACUUAAUUAGUUCAUGCGCACACACAUAUUAAAUAGAUGUUAAUUUUUUUUGUCAUGUUUUAUUUCUAAUUUCUAUUGUUGAUGUUCCUGGAAAUGUUGUUGUUAAAGUGUCUGCUGUUGUCUAAUAGUUUAAAAUAUUUCGCACGUAAUUGUCAAAAUAAAACGUCCAAAAAAGUAA
Mya arenaria is the source of this 2295-nucleotide messenger RNA. Its product is annotated as sequestosome-1-like. The record is from RefSeq and is a predicted model, not a curated record. Gene Ontology annotation, cellular component: aggresome; amphisome. NCBI's taxonomy places the organism in Eukaryota, Metazoa, Mollusca, Bivalvia, Myida, Myidae. The coding region runs from base 211 to 1725 and encodes 504 amino acids. Gene Ontology annotation, molecular function: protein kinase C binding; zinc ion binding; K63-linked polyubiquitin modification-dependent protein binding. The transcript is spliced from 5 exons. Gene Ontology annotation, biological process: mitophagy; endosome organization; aggrephagy.